Molecule: messenger RNA, 338 nt
Organism: Cricetulus griseus (Chinese hamster)
Lineage: Eukaryota; Metazoa; Chordata; Mammalia; Rodentia; Cricetidae
Source: RefSeq, a predicted model, not a curated record
CUAAAGAGCAGGCACGGCCUCGACAUGCAGAACAACGCCGGUGAGUUCGUGGACCUGUACGUGCCUCGGAAAUGCUCCGCAAGCAACUGCAUCAUUGGCGCCAAGGACCACGCGUCCAUCCAGAUGAAUGUGGCCGAGGUUGACAGAUGCACGGGCCAGUUUAAUGGUCAGUUUAAAACCUAUGCCAUCUGCGGGGCCAUUCGCAGGAUGGGCAAGUCAGAUGAUUCUAUUCUCCGACUGGCUAAGGCUGAUGGAAUUGUCUCAAAGAACUUUUGACCAGAAGACAUGGGGGAGUGUUUGUCAUAAAUAAAAGUGAGAAAGUAAAAAAUAAAAAUAAA